UUAUUUAAAGAGUUUUCCGCGAUGAUUAAGACUGUUGUCCUUGUUAUUGACAAAGCUUCACAAUAAUUUUUCAAACUUGAAAAUGAAACGAUAACAUUUAAAAACUGAGGUUAUGGCAACAUGGCAUUGACCAUCGUCGUUCGAAAAUUCAGCAUUGUCGCGUGUCGCAGUUCUCUUUUAACCAUUAACAAAGAUAAAAAUGACCAGAAAGAAACCAACUCAGUAAUAGCUCACACAUUACUAGUUAGUUGUUACGAGCAAUAUCGAAGGUUCACGCGAUAAACCCUUUGAUAAAAAUAUUCUCCUUUUUAGUACAUCGUCAUACAACAUUUUCUUGCUAUGUUUUUACAAAAGUUGUACUUCGUUUUACACCUCUUGUGACAAAUACACGUAUACUACAAGUGUUAUUUUUCGCGUUCGUACGUUUUCGAUGCACUAACUUGAAAAGUACCUACCUAGUACCUACCUAAGUACCUUUGUAAUAAUUAGUAACGUAAAAGACGAAAUUCUAAUGAGCUGUUUGAAUACCUCGUACCUGUAUUAUUAUUAUUUUUUUACUGUGAAUUUUGAACAAUAAAAUCCUGAGCUUAUGUGUGCUCUGAAAAUAUUAUGUGGAUCUGAUAAAUUAUUAAUUCCUAAAAUCAGUGUGUUUCUAGUCACGUGUUACUUUCGUGCAAAUAUACUUUGCUUAUCUUAUUAUUUAUACGUGUAUCGGUGAAAUAACAUACGUAACGAUUCCUCAACGUAAUUGAAAGUCUAUGCACUCGUGUAUCUAAUAAUGCCAAGAAUUGAAUUAGACGAUUUAGAAGCAAAUUCUUAUCCACAUUCUCUCCAAUCAACUCUACUCUUUCUGCUCAAGAACAACAGUAUCGAUCAGUUCAUCGAUGUGAUAAACAAUGACUCUUCUACCGUGAACCAUUUCUACCUAGAAGACUCAGAAAACGGUACCCUACUCGAUUUAGCUUGCCGAACGCCCGGAAACAGUCAAUUUGUAGACAUCCUUCUGCAACGAGGAGCGAAUCAGAACGUGAUCAAUAGUCUAACUGGUAAAGCUCCGAUACACGAGGCUGUCCAAAAUUCAGACGCUGAAACCCUUCGUGUUCUGUUAGAGGACCCGAAUUGUAACAUUAGUUUCCCAGAUUCAAACGGAACUACUGCUUUGCAAUACGCUGCACUGCACAAUAAGGUCGACUUGAUAGAUGUUUUAAUCCAGCAGGGUGCUAAUAAGGCUGAAAUAGAGAACUGGCCCGAGACUAGGGCAGCAUCUGCGAGUAUACCGAUUUCGGUAACGUUACAGAAACGUAACAGCGCUUUGAACGCGUUUCGUAAAUUGAAAACGUUAUCGAGUUUGGACAACGAUAGCGAGAUGUAUAUCAAAGGUGACUCCAUCGGAGAGUUUAUCAAAAAACAAUACCCCAAACAUGCGAAAGAAAUGCAGAAAAGCUCCGCUCUUUACACACCGAUAAUGAAAGCAGCCAGGUACGGACAUUAUAAGACUUUCGAGAGGUUAUGGAAAUACGAAGGCGUUUCCAUCGAACCAAUUGCUGGUAAAACAAUCCUGCACGCGGUCCUCGAUGGUAUAAUUGCAGCCAAGUACAAAGAUUGCCCUGCUAGGGUGUUCAUGGAGAACUUGGUGGCUGGUAAAAGGAAACGUGACUCUGUAAACGACGCUUAUUUCCCUCCAGAGCCGUAUUCGCUGUACCAGGAUGAGAAACAGGAUUAUUAUCGAUUAAUCGAGUAUAUUUUGAAAAACAUCCCGUCCAAUAAAUUAGAUAUAAAUUUUUCCGACGAAAGUGGCAAUACAGCUUUGCAUUACGCUGUUGCUUGGAAAGAGACCAAGGUGACCAAAGUUCUUUUACACGCUGGAGCUUACACUUGUAAGCCUAAUAAAAAUGGUACAAUACCUUUACGAUCAAUCAGUGCUGAGAUGUUGGAGCAGUAUUUGGAUAGCUGCAUCACGUCCAAUGAUUACCCUCCUGAGCAUAGCGAUUUCAAGUUGACCUUCAACUACAAGAUGUUCUUGUCACCUAUCAAACAAUUUUCGCAGAAAAGCGACAAACACAAUAUCGAAGCUGGUCCUAGAAAGGUGCAAUAUCAGACUGUACGCGAAUCCGAACCUAUUCUGGUGAUGAAUAAGAUAUCGAGAUUGAGAAAACUGCUCAUACAUCCGCUCAUAAGGAGUUAUUUGAAUCUAAAGUGGCGUAUUAUAAAGAAAUAUUUCUAUUAUAACUUCAUUUUGUACUUUAUUUAUUGGUCUUUGCUCAGCUCGUAUUUGUUUUACGUUUUCUAUCCCCCUGAACCUUUGGAUUCUGAUUCGUCUCCGAACAGUACUAGCCCCAGCGAUAAUCUAUCCAAUAUCACUAAUUUCACCAUAAAUUUCCAGCCAGUUCUCCGGCAGUAUUCCCAACCAGUUUCAAAUCAUUCUCGAAAUUAUUCUCAACCAGUCUCGAAGCAUUCCCAAAACCGUACCCAACCAGUGGUCUCGAAUGGCACUGAAAUCACUGGCAAUUUCACCAAUCCUGAUGUAAAUAUAACCAUAUCAGAAUACGACCCUUACCAAUCCAUGAUAGAUGUACCUUGGCGAGUAAUGAUCUUGGUAUCUUGCAUUUUGCUCAUCCUAAGGGAGGGUUUUCAAGCCUACGUGCUCCCCAGAUCAUACCUGAAAUCGGCUGAAAACUGGUUGGAAAUGAGUUUGUUUGUUUUGACCUUCGUUUUGAUCACGUUUUAUAUAAAUUCACCCUGGAGAUCUCCUCUGUCAGCCACGGUGAUCUUGGGAUCUUGGAUGGAGCUUAUUUUAUUAAUGGGUCGACAUCCAUUUUUCUCAACUCACGUCGAAAUGUUUAAAACGGUAUCGUUGAAUUUCUUGAAAUUCCUGCUCCUCUAUUCCAUCAUGAUCAUAGCUUUCGCAUUCAGCUUCUAUAUUCUGUUCAAAGAUAAGAAGGAUCCUGAUACUAAUAAUCCUACCGUAUUUCAGUAUUUUUCUGUCUCUGUUUUCAAAACUCUGAUCAUGCUGACUGGCGAAUACGAUGCGUCGACUAUUCCACUGGGUGAUUCGUUCAAUGUAGCUCAUAUAGUCUUCGUUCUGUUUCUUUUCCUAAUAGCUAUCGUAUUAUUCAACCUGCUCAGCGGGUUGGCCGUAGGGGAUACGCAGAAAAUCAGAAACGAUGCUGAAAUCGUAGGUAUAGUUUCUAGGAUAAAAUUCAUAGCCUAUGUAGAAACCAUGGCUGUGGGUGAUCCUAUACAAUGCCUGGAUUUCGUUGAUAAACUGUUGCUGUGUUUUUGCUGCUGUUUUUUCUGGCCUCGUGAGAAGAAGCUGAAUGUGAGUUUGGAAAAAGUAGACGAUAGUACGGCUAUUGCUUACAGUAAUAGGAAAUCUUUGGAAACCUUUCACAAAAGGAUUAGUUUAUCGUAUAGAUUACGUAAUAGUAGAAUUGAAACCUUUCCUAAUCGUAGCCAUUUUACGUGGAAGAGCUUCGAUCCUCAGAUUAUCGAAGAUGCGGUGACUAUUUUGAGGAAAGGUAAGCAAAUGGAAGAGAUGAGUAAUGAUUCAGAGUGCUCGAGGCAGGUAACUGAGUAUAAAGUGAAGCUGCGUAAAAUGGAAAACUUAAUGUAUUGUAAGCAAAUAACCGAGCUUAAUUUGUUACGUACGUUGACGAAAAAAUUUGCACGUAGUGGUGGCAGAAAGGUUCGAAAAAGGAAACGUACUAGGAGUGGGAGAAGAGGUAGUACAAAGUCGAUUAUUUUCGCACCAAGAUCGAAAGAUCAUUUGACUCCGAUGAGGAAAGUGAGCAGAGUAAGCUAUUCGGAUUUUUACUGAGUAUUGAGUGAUUUUAUUUUGGCGAAUCAGUAACAAUUGAGUAGGUAUUUAUAGAAUGGGUAAGAUUCACAGUCAGUUGAUCUAUUCCAUCAAGUGAUCGGUGAUCACUGAUCAGAUGGUCGUCUUAGACCAGCAUUCAGAUUGCAUAAUUAUGAGGAGCAGGGCCCAGCCAUUCUACCGGAAAAUUUAAUGCUGGAGAGGAAUAAAAUACCAGCUUUUCCCCCUCCCUUAUUUCCAAAAGGAAAAUUCCACUUUGAAAGGAUGGACAUUUUUUUGUCGUUUUUGUUUCAAGAGUUUCCUCAUUAACCUUACUCAUAUGAUUUGUAUUACCAACACAGGCAGGUACAUAUUUGAGCUGAGAAAAAAUAAAUAAAUAAAGCGUUAUACUUAAUUAUUUUAGGCGAUUGUUAAAAACUAAACGAGUGAGGUUAGGAGGAUUCGCUGGGUGAUGUACUUGAAUUUUAGAAAAUCGAGUAUAGAUAUUCGAGCAUGAUUUUUAAAAAGACCAUGUCAAUUGGUUAUGUGUUCGAAAGCUGAUCAAUUUUUAAAUGUAAAUAAUUAUUAUAUCUACUUAUCUCGCUCCUUCUCUAAACUAAUUUCUUUUCUACUUUUUUUUUAUUUUCACCGCCAUGCCGGAUGAACUGAAUCAAGUAUACGAUUAGAUUCUAGAGACAUUUUUUUUAGGAAUAUUUUUUAUAAGUUUUAUUCACCUAUGUACAAAUUACUUUAUACCUGAAUAGGUACCUUAAUAAAAUUAUAGAUUAAAA
Messenger RNA from Planococcus citri (citrus mealybug), 4584 nucleotides. Its product is annotated as transient receptor potential cation channel subfamily A member 1 homolog. Gene Ontology annotation, cellular component: membrane. The transcript has 2 exons. Gene Ontology annotation, biological process: transmembrane transport; monoatomic ion transport. Bases 779 to 3817 code for a protein of 1012 amino acids. NCBI's taxonomy places the organism in Eukaryota, Metazoa, Arthropoda, Insecta, Hemiptera, Pseudococcidae. Gene Ontology annotation, molecular function: protein binding; monoatomic ion channel activity. The record is from RefSeq and is a predicted model, not a curated record.